This is a messenger RNA of Penaeus vannamei (Pacific white shrimp), 956 nucleotides long. The record is from RefSeq and is a predicted model, not a curated record. Lineage: Eukaryota; Metazoa; Arthropoda; Malacostraca; Decapoda; Penaeidae.
AUGUGUAUCUUUAUCCAAGUAAAAAUUCACCUGUCUAAGUGUGGCCCCGAGGAGUGCCUCCUGCAGCUCCCCUCCGGCGAAGCAGCAGACGAAGGGCGCCCUGAGGCGUUCCUCGCUCGAGCCCAAGUGGGCCCGGCUCCUGCCUCUACGUGCCCCGGGCGUGGCGGGUGGUCUGAGCCCUUGCGAUAUUUGCUUGUGGUGAUCAUUAUCGUAAUUAUCGCUGUUGUUGUUUUUAUUGUUAUAGCAUUAUGGCAGUGGCAGGUGCGGGCGGAGGGAGACACGACCUUCCUCUGGCUCGCUUGGCAGGACGACCUCGUGCUCCGUGAUGACGUCAUCGCUGCUCUCUUCCCGCUGGAUGACGACGACCAAGGCGGGGGGGGCGAGGGGGUCCAGGCCAGGGGGGGCGGUCUGCGGGGGGGAGGACGGACGCCAAGGAAGGAACCCCCACAGAUCCUGCGACGCUGUGGGAGAUCCUGCCCACAGACCCCCUCCCCCCCCCUGGUCCUGUGGGGGGAGCAGGACCCCCUCCCCCACCUCCUUGGCCAGUACCUCCUCCCGGACCUCCACCUCAGCUUCGACGCCUUCUUCCGGCGCUUCCGGAUCGACCGCCUGCUUCUGCCUGACCUCGUCGACUGCCCGCCCGAGUGCCAGUCCCUCGCCGCGUCCAUCUUCAACCUUCUGGACGCAAGCGCAGAUGGUCUCCUGAAUCAGCUGGACGCCACCUACCUGACCCGGGCCGGCGUUAGGUCACUCACGCUGCAACUGGAUGAACUUUUGGAUGAGUUGAGGGACAUGGGGACAGAGCAAUGGGUGCACGUGGUUCAGGUAAAGGUCGUCACUGCGGGUGUGUCUGUUUUAUUUGUGUUUGUUAUUAGCAGUGUUGAUUAUAUUUCUCUGGUUAUGAUUUGUUGACAAUAUUUCUGGUUAUUAUGACCAACUCCCAUUGUGAUAUUAAU